AUGCGAACGCGCUCUGGGAAGGACAGCUUAGAGCCACUCGAUCUCGAACUUGAGCGACUAGCAAUGGCGGACGAAGAUAACAGAACUGAGCUGAAGAUGUUACAGGCCCAAGUGAAGCUCCUGAUGGAUGAGAAGAUCGCUAGAGGGGCGCAGGAGAAGAAAAACAGGGUUAUAGUUCCUGUUAUGCAAAUGUUUAAUCACGGGAAUAUUCUUACUUUUCCCGAGGGCCCUCGUAUCGAUGCUAAUAAUUUUGAGCUGCGCAUACCCCUUAUUCAAAGGGUUGAGCAACAUCCUUUUGCAGAUUAUGCUAAAGAGUGGUUUGAGUGUCUACCUACAGAGCAAGCCUCCACAUGGAAGGAUAUAGUGGCAUCAUUCCUCGACAAAUACUAUCCGCCAGGCACCAUACUGAAACUGAAGAGUGAAAUAUUCCAAUUCAUUCAGCGCCCAGACGAUCCCCUUUAUGAGGCCGUUGCUCGUUUCAAAGGGCUCCUCCGCAAGUGCCCCAACUAUGGUUUCACCGUGGACCACCAGGUAGACAUUCUAUAUAAUGUUUUCAAUGAGCAAAACUGUGCUAUGUUGGAUUCAGGGGCCAAAGGAGGAUUUCUACGGAAGAGCGGAGCGGAGGCCAUGGCAGUGAUAGAGGAAUUUUCCACCAACAGCCGCGGGUGGUCAAAGGAGAAGCAUCAAUCUAGAAGGGUUGCAGUCGUAGAAGCAGCCGAUGAUAGCUCAUUUGCAAAGGAGUUGGUCAAGGUUAGGGUGAAUCAGAUGGAUACAUCGAGGAGAGAAGAUCCGGUUCCACCGACUUCCGUUAUCGCAGUCACCAAACCCGACGCUCCUUCCACUCCCACCGAGGAUGGGGGCGGUAAUUACAACAAUUAUAAUGGGAAUCGUCCUCACCCCGACCUUUCGUACCCUAGCAAUAAUUUCUUGCAACCCCCUGCAGGAUUUAAUGUGAGUAAAGGUGGAGCAGUUGAGCCCGCAAAGAAGGAGGAGAGAUACGAGGCAGGGAUCAUGAAAAUCCUAGAAGUGCUAGUGCGAGAUAGGAAGACCAACGACACCAAGAUUGGAGUCGUGGAAGUAAGGUUCAACAACCUCGAGGCUGGAAUAAACACGAUUACUACCGCAGUCACCUCCAUCAAAACUCAAAUGGACCAAGUCCAACAAAAGAUAGAUGAGGACAAGGCAGCAGCACGAGUGGUUGACAUCAACAAAAAGUGGGUUGCGAAGCAAAAAAUGGGGGCAGAAAGCAGCUCUGGGGCGCAAACUGGAGUCUACCCGACGCCCAGCAGGCCGCUGCAAGCUACGCAGUGGGCCGCUACCGAUCCGGUAGAAACACCCGCGAAGAAAGAUGCUCUCGUGGGCCACAAUGCGAUUGAAAUACCUAGGUAUGCAAAACUACUUAGGGAGGCCGUUAUGAGAAAGAAGAAGCCUACGAAAGCAGAUCUUAAGUUGCCAUUUCAUUGCAGUGAGAUCAUUCGACGAGAGAAGGCAGUGAAGCAGAGGGAUCCCGGCCAGUUCAACAUCUGUUGUUCAAUCGGGCAAAGAAAGGUGGACAAAGCGCUCUACGAUCUUGGAGCUAGUAUCAACAUCAUGCCACUCAAGUUAGUUGAUAACUCUGCAAUUAAGGUGGUGGGGAUGAUCGGGGAUGUGUUGGUAAAAGUAGAUGAUUUGAUUUUCCCCGCUGAUUUCAUUAUACUUGAUAUGAAAGUUGAUAAAAAUGUGUCUCUAAUCCUCCGCAGAGACUUUCUUGCCACAAGCAAAUCUCUUAUUGAUGUAGGUAGGGGGGAGAUCACGCUUAGCGACAAUGCUAGCAAGUCCACCUACAAGAUAGAGAGCGAAGUGCUCAAAUACGAGGAGGACAAAGAGCCAAGAUGGAGUACGAGUGUAGGGUCGUGA
Messenger RNA from Salvia hispanica, 1896 nucleotides. Lineage: Eukaryota; Viridiplantae; Streptophyta; Magnoliopsida; Lamiales; Lamiaceae. The record is from RefSeq and is a predicted model, not a curated record.